Molecule: messenger RNA, 1934 nt
Organism: Entelurus aequoreus (snake pipefish)
Lineage: Eukaryota; Metazoa; Chordata; Actinopteri; Syngnathiformes; Syngnathidae
Gene: hapln2
Product: hyaluronan and proteoglycan link protein 2
Exons: 6
Coding region: 152-1168 (338 amino acids)
Biological process (GO): cell adhesion
Molecular function (GO): hyaluronic acid binding
Source: RefSeq, a predicted model, not a curated record
GACAGAGGCUGAUUGACACAUGAACGUUGAGGACGCCAACAUGGAGGAAACAUCAGCACACCAGUGAGGAAGAGGUGGAGCUUCUUCAACAUGUGACGCAGACUAGGUGUGUGCCUAGGAUCCGGGAGCUGCCGGUCAUCGCUACGUCGCCAUGAGGCGCGCCCUGGUUCUUCUCGUCACCUGCCUCACCUGGACCUCGGCUCUGCUCGCAGCCCCCACCGAGCUGAAGUACCUCCUGGAGCCGCCCGUUUACGCCGAGGUCGUCGGCCGGCGCGGCGAGGAAGCCACCCUGCCGUGCGUCCUAAAAAGCAAACCGGCCCACUACAAAGUCAAAUGGACCAAGCUGGAGCCGGGCGCCAUCGGCCCCGAGAACAUCGUGAUGAUUUCCGACGCGCACGCCUUCAAGCGACACGGCCAGCUGGGGCCGCGGGCGUCCCUGCGGCGAGCCCACAGCAUGGACGCCUCCCUGCGGCUCGCCGACCUGCGGCUACAAGAUGGCGGCACGUACCGCUGCGAGCUCAUCGACGACAUCGAGGACGAGAGCGUGGCGGUCACUCUGAGGAUAGACGGUGUGGUUUUCCCCUAUCAGAGCCAAAAUGGCCGCUACAAGCUGACCUUCAGCGAGGCCAAGACGGCGUGCGAGGAACAGGACGGCGUGUUAGCCUCUCACCACCAAUUGUACAGAGCCUGGACCGAGGAUCUGGACUGGUGCAACGCGGGCUGGUUGCAGAAUGGACAGGUCCAGUACCCCAUCAUCACGCCUCGGCCUGCCUGCGGAGGAGCAGAACCGGGUCCCGGCAUUCGCAAUUACGGACUUAAAGACAAGCAGCGGGAUCGUUUCGACGCCUUUUGCUUCACCUCGCUGACCACCGGGUCCGUCUUCCACGUGGCGGGCUCCUUCUCCUUUGAGCAGGCCCAGCAAACGUGCGCACGCCACGCAGCUGACCUGGCCUUGGUGGGCCAGCUCUACUCCGCCUGGCGCUUCCACAACUACCACCGCUGUGACGGCGGCUGGCUGAGAGACGGCAGCGUGCGCUUCCCCGUCGCCAAACCCAGGGGGCGCUGUGGGGGCCUCGCCGACCCGGGGGUGCGCUCCUUCGGGUUCCCGCCCAAGUCCUCGCAUCUCUAUGGCGCUUACUGCUACCAGGAAGUCCUCAGAUCACAGUAGUCACCAAAAACACCUUCCAUUCAACUAUCAUCCAUCCAUCCAUCCUUCCAAUCAUCCAUGUAUCCAUCAUCCAUCCAACAUCUAUCAUCCAUCCAUCUAUCCAACCAACCAUUUAUCUAUUUAUCAUCAAUCCUUCCAUCAUUCAUCCAUCCUUCCAUCCUUCCAACCAUCCAUCUAUCCAUCCGUCAUUCAUCCAUCCAUCCAACCAUCCAUCUAUCCGAAUCUUCCAUCACUUCUAUCUAACAUCCAUCCAUCUAUCCAACCAAUGAUCUAUCUAUCAUCCAUCCUUCCAUGAUUCAUCCAUACUUCCAACCAUCCGUCAAUUCCAUCCAUCAUCCAUCAUUUAUACAUCCAUCCAACCACCCAUCAAUUCCAUCUAUCCAUUAUCCAUCCAACAUCUAUCAUCCAUCCAUCUAUCCAACCAACCAUUUAUCUAUUUAUCAUCAAUCCUUCCAUCAUUCAUCCAUCCUUCCAUACUUCCAACCAUCCAUCUAUCCAUCCAUCCAACCAUCCAUCUAUCCGAAUCUUCCAUCACUUCCAUCUAUCAUCCAUCCAUCUAUCCAACCAAUUAUCUAUCUAUCAUCCAUCCUUCCAUGAUUCAUCCAUACUUCCAACCAUCCGUCAAUUCCAUCUAUCCAUCCAUACAUCCAACCAUUCAUCAAUGCCAUCUAUCAUUCAUCCAUCCAACCAUAUUCAUCCAACCUCCCAUCAUUCCUCUAUCCAUCCAAUUAUCCAUUGUUCCAUCCAUCCAUCUAUCCAUUUGUCU